AUGCCUGCGGCCUGCCGCUGCCUCUUCCUGCUGCUCCUGUCAGCCUGUGUGGCUCUGUUGCUGCAGCCGCCACUGGGUACCCGGGGGGCCCCGCUGGAGCCGGUGUAUCCGGGGGACGAUGCCACACCAGAGCAGAUGGCCCAGUACGCGGCUGAGCUCCGCAGAUACAUCAACAUGCUGACCAGGCCCAGGUAUGGGAAAAGAGACAGAGGAGAAAUGCGGGACAUCCUGGAAUGGGGCUCCCCCCAUGCAGCUGCCCCCAGGGAGCUGAUGGACGAGUAA
Nyctereutes procyonoides (raccoon dog) is the source of this 282-nucleotide messenger RNA. It is a transcript of the gene PPY, whose product is annotated as pancreatic polypeptide. Gene Ontology annotation, biological process: neuropeptide signaling pathway; feeding behavior. Gene Ontology annotation, molecular function: neuropeptide hormone activity; neuropeptide Y receptor binding. The coding region runs from base 1 to 282 and encodes 93 amino acids. The record is from RefSeq and is a predicted model, not a curated record. Gene Ontology annotation, cellular component: extracellular region. The transcript is spliced from 3 exons. Lineage: Eukaryota; Metazoa; Chordata; Mammalia; Carnivora; Canidae.